AACCUGUUCCCUUCCUCUUCUCCACUUCAACGAUUUCACUUCUAAGAAGAUGGGAACCUUUAAAGGGAUCCCAUUGUGGAUCCUUUUAGUCCUCUUGGGCCCGUUGAAUGCUCAGAUGCAGUAUGGAGACUACAAUGUAGAUGAGACAGUUGAUUACACUUUUGAAGACAGCACCCAACAACAACAACAGAACAUUGUAGUAACCGGUCCUCCAAGAAUAUCCAUCAUACAAGCUGUGCCUACCACCCCGGUUGUAAAAGCAAUCAACACAGCUCACAAUGGUAAAGUCUGCAGCACUUGGGGGAACUUCCACUUCAAAAAUUUUGAUGGUGAUGUGUUCUACUUCCCGGGAACCUGCAACUACGUUUACUCAUCCCACUGCAAAAGUUCAUAUGAAGACUUUAACAUCCAAAUCCGACGUUCAGUCAUUAAUAAUGUCCCUGUUAUUGAAAAGAUCACCAUGAAAAUUGAUGGACUUGUAGUACAAAUUGACAGCAGCAAUGUGCAAGUCAAUGGAGAGGUAGUGCAAUUGCCUUAUGGUGGUGGUGGGGUUCAGAUUGAAAAGAAUGGAGUGUAUCUAAAAGUGAGCUCCAAGCUUGGAUUGGUCUUCAUGUGGAACGAAGAUGAUAGCCUACUGCUUGAACUUGAUCAGAAGUAUGCCAAUCAAACCUGUGGGCUGUGUGGAGACUACAACAGCAUCUCCAUCAACAAUGAGUUCAUUUCUAAUGGUGUCCAGAUCACAGAAACUCAAUUUGGAAACCUGCAGAAAAUGGAUGGACCUACAGAGCAAUGCCUGGAUGUUCCACCACAACCCAAAAGCAAUUGCACAGACUAUGAAAACAUUUGUGAGGGAAUCUUGAUGGGAGCAGCCUUUUCAAAUUGCCGCUCUUUGGUGGAUGUUGAUCAAUAUAUUGAGACUUGUGUGAAAGACCUUUGUCUCUGCAACAGCAAUGUCACCACUCUCUGUUUGUGUGAUACAUUUGCUGAAUACUCAAGACAAUGUGCCCAUGCUGGAGGUCAACCACAGAAUUGGAGAUCACCCGAUUUGUGCCCUAAAAAGUGUCCUUAUAACAUGGUGUACCAAGAAUGCGGCUCACCUUGUGCUGAUACCUGCACAAACCCAGAAAGAGGUGUCCUUUGUGAAGAUCACUGUUUAGAAGGCUGUUUCUGUCCACCAGGGACUGUAUUUGAUGACAUCAGUAAUGCAGGCUGUGUUCCAAUUGAGAAAUGCUCAUGUACAUUCAACAGUGAUACCUAUACUGCAGGGACAGCUUACUCCACAUCUUGCAGCACCUGUGUCUGUUCGGCUGGAAAGUGGGACUGCCAGAACAUGCCUUGCCCAGCAUCCUGCUCCAUUCAAGGGGGGUCUCACAUUACAACUUAUGAUCAAACUCACUACAAUGUUUUUGGAGACUGUUAUUAUGUGCUAUCUAAGGUCUGCAGUGGUUACGAUUUUACAGUUCUGGCAGAACUGCGUAAAUGUGGCCUUACAGAGAGUGAGACUUGCCUUAAAAGUGCCACUGUUAUGCUUAAUGGAGGAGAAACUAUUGUCGUUAUCAAACCAUGCGGCAGUGUGUAUGUUAACAACAUCUACACCCAGCUGCCUUUAUCUGCAGCCAACGUUACCGUCUUCAGACCAUCCUCAUUCUACAUUGUUGUCGAGACUACUUUGGGUGUCCAGAUAGUGGCUCAACUCAUUCCUUUCAUGCAGGUCUAUGUCAUCCUAGACCCCUCUUUCAAGACCAAGACAUGCGGUCUCUGUGGAAACUUUAAUGACAAACAGACAGAUGAUUUCCAGACCAUUAAUGGUGUAAUAGAGGGAACUGCUGCAUCCUUUGCCAAUACUUGGAAAACCCAAGCAUCCUGUCCCAAUGUCAAGAAUGUAUAUGAAAAUCCAUGUUCUCUCAGUGUCGAAAAUGAGAAAUAUGCCCAGCACUGGUGUGGACUUAUAGCUGAUCCAUCAGGUCCAUUUGUGGCUUGUCAUUCCCAAGUUAAUGCUGAAAUCUAUACUCAAAACUGUAUGUUUGAUACCUGCAAUUGUGAGAAAACUGAAGACUGCAUGUGCGCUGCUCUAUCCUCAUACGUUCAUGCAUGCGCUGCCAAAGGAAUCAUACUAACCGGAUGGAGAUCCAAUGUCUGCUCCAAAUACAUGAACACCUGCCCUAAAACCUUGAACUACACCUACUCUGUUACAACUUGCCAACCAACAUGUCGCUCACUUAGUGAACCUGAUGUUACCUGCAAUGUAAAAUUUGUUCCUGUGGAUGGCUGUACCUGCACUAAGGGCUACUACAUGGAUGACAGUGGGAAAUGUGUACCGGCUGCUGCUUGCCCAUGUUACUACCGGGGCUCUGCGGUACCUUCAGGAGAAGUUGUGCAUGACAAUGGAAUUCAGUGCACCUGUACUCAAGGAAAAUUAAGCUGUAUUGGAAGUCCUGUACCAGCAUGCUCUGCUCCAAUGGUUUAUUUUGAUUGUAAAAAUUCUUCAUACGGCAGCCGGGGAGCUGAAUGUCAGAAGAGUUGUCAGACUUUGGAUAUGGAAUGUUAUAGUACCAAAUGUGUCUCUGGAUGUGUGUGUCCUCAAGGGCUGGUGUCAGAUGGGGAAGGGAAAUGCAUUGCAGAAGAUCAGUGUCCAUGCAUUCACAAUGAUGCCACCUAUCAACCAGGGGAAAAAAUCAAAAUAAAAUGCAACACCUGUACUUGCAAAGACAGGAUGUGGCAAUGUACCAGUGAGCCAUGCCUUGCAACCUGUGCUGUCUAUGGCGAUGGGCACUAUAUUACCUUUGAUGGGAAACGUUAUACCUUUAAUGGAGACUGUGAAUAUACCCUCGCUCAGGAUCACUGUGGUAAAGGUGGGAACAGUAGCACUUUCCGAGUUAUCACUGAAAACAUUCCUUGUGGAACCACUGGUACAACAUGUUCUAAGGCAAUCAAGGUCUUCCUUGGAAGCUAUGAGAUAAUCCUCACUGAUGAGAAAAUUGAAGUGGUAGAAAGAGGCAUUGGAGGAGAGGUUCCCUACAAGGUCAGACACAUGGGUAUCUAUCUUGUCAUUGAGGCUGACAAUGGACUUAUCCUAAUGUGGGACAAAAGGACAAGCAUCUUUAUCAAGCUCAGUAAAGAUUUUGAGGGGACUGUGUGUGGUCUCUGUGGUAAUUAUGAUGGAGAUGGCAACAAUGACUUUACUACCAGGAGUAUGUCUGUGGUUGGAGAUGUAACUGAGUUUGGCAACAGCUGGAAACUCUCGCCAACAUGCCCUGAUGCCAAUGUACCCAAAGAUGCAUGCUCAGCUAACCCAUACAGGAAAUCAUGGGCUCAGAAACAGUGCAGUAUCAUCAACAGUCCAGCAUUUUCUGCCUGCCACCCUCAUGUUGAUCCAUCAGUGUACUAUGAUGCUUGUGUUACUGACUCGUGUGCUUGUGACACUGGUGGAGACUGUGAGUGUUUCUGUACAGCUGUUUCUGCCUAUGCUCAAGUAUGUGGAGAAUAUGGAAUCUGCGUUUCCUGGAGGACUCCAUCUAUCUGCCCUGUGUUCUGUGAUUACUACAAUCCUGAAGGAGAAUGUGAAUGGCAUUACAAACCAUGUGGAUCUCCAUGCUUGAAGACCUGCAGAAAUCCAAGUGGGAAAUGUCUCCAUGAGCUCUCAGGUUUGGAAGGUUGUUAUCCCAGUUGUCCAGCAGAUAAACCCUUCUUUGAUGAGGAUGACAUGGAAUGUGUUGCUCAGUGUGGAUGUUAUGAUAAUGAAGGGACUCACUACAAAAUUGGUGCUCCAGUGGCCACCACGGAGAACUGUCAAUCCUGUUCAUGCACACUGUCUGGCAUUGUCUGCGAGUACGAUAAAGAAGCUUGUUACUGUGAAUACCAUGGUGAAAUGUACAAAUACAAUGAUGUUAUUUACAACACCACGGAUGGCAUUGGAGGUUGCAUUACUGCUAUAUGCAAGGAAAAUGGUACAAUCUACCGAGAUAUCUAUGAAUGUACUACUACUGCUAGACCAUUCACUACACCAUUCACGUUUACAACCACUCCUUCCACAACAAAAAAAGAAACUACUACUCCUAUCACUACAAUCUGCGUUAAAGAGGAAUGCAAAUGGUCAAUUUGGUAUGAUGUCAGCUACCCAAAGUCUACUAUUGAUGGUGGAGAUUUUGAGACAUACACAAAUAUAAGGGCCAAAGGAUAUUCUGUCUGCAGCCAUCCACAAGAAAUACAAUGCAGAGCUGAACGAUUCCCUGACACUCCUCUGAAUGAGCUAGAGCAGAAUGUGCAAUGCAAUGCUUCAUUUGGACUGCUAUGUUACAACAAGGAGCAAUUCCCACCUAUCUGUUACAACUACGAGAUAAGAGUAAAAUGUUGUAGCUUUGUGCCUUGUGACACUGUUUCUACAACUGUUGCCACUACAACGGAACGAUCAACUACCACUGCCAGUACUACAGCACCUACAACUAGUAAAGAGAUCACCACAACUGCCACUGCCAGUACUACAGCACCUACAACUAGUAAAGAGAUCACCACAACUGCCACUGCCAGUACUACAGCACCUACAACCAGUAAAGAGGUCACCACAACUGCCACACAUCCAACAACAACUGAAGGAACAGAAGCAUCGUCCCCUGCAUCUACACCUAUAGUGACUACAAUUUCCCCAACUACAACCAUCUGCAAACCAAUAUGCAAGUGGACAAAUUGGCUUGAUGUACAUUUGCCUGCAGUUGGAAAGAGUGAGGGUGAUUUUGAGACCUAUGAAAAUAUCCGUCGUGCAGGGAAGCACAUUUGUGAAAAGCCUGAUGGUAUUCAGUGCAGAGCAGAAAAAUAUCCAGAUGAACCAAUUGGCAAGAUUGGCCAAAUUGUACAGUGCAACCUUACUGUUGGAUUAGUGUGCAAAAAUGAAGACCAAACAGGAGAUUUUAAGGUUUGUCUUAAUUAUCAGGUGAAAGUUCUCUGUUGUGAUGACAGUCACUGUUUACAUUCUACAACUAAACCUCCUACAACAACUCAAGAAACUACAAGCCCUACAACUAUAGAAACAACCACCGCCUCUACUAUUCAUACAACUACAUCUACUACCCCUCCUACUACAGAAGUAACAACAUCAGAAACAACAUCUAUUUCUACAACUCCUGUACCAACAACAAAGGAAACUACUGCCUCCACCACCAUAGAAACAACAAGUGCAGAAAUCCCUACAACUACAUCAGAGAUUACAACUGUUAGUACUACAGAAACAACAACUGUUACAGCUUCAACUCCUAACAUUACAACAAUCUCAACCACUACAUCCCCAACAACUACAGAAACAUCCACAGCCACUACAACUCAAAUUCCUUCCACAACCACAACCACAACACCUUCAACUACUACAGAAACAACAACUACUACAGAAACAACCACUGCCACUACAACUCCAAUUCCUUCCACAACCACAACCUCAACCACAACACCGUCAACUACUACAGAAACAACAACUACUACAGAAACAACCACUGCCACUACAACUCCAAUUCCUUCCACGACAACAACCUCAACCACAACACCUUCAACUACUACAGAAACAACAACUACUACAGAAACAACCACUGCCACUACAACUCCAAUUCCUUCCACAACAACAACCUCAACCACAACACCUUCAACUACUACAGAAACAACAACUGCUACAGAAACAACCACUGCCACUACAACUCCAAUUCCUUCCACGACAACAACCUCAACCACAACACCUUCAACUACUACAGAAACAACAACUGCUACAGAAACAACCACUGCCACCACAACUCCAAUUCCUUCCACAACAACAACCUCAACCACAACACCUUCAACUACUACAGAAACAACAACUACUACAGAAACAACCACUGCCACUACAACUCCAAUUCCUUCCACAACAACAACCUCAGCCACAACACCUUCAACUACUACAGAAACAACAACUACUACAGAAACAACCACUGCCACCACAACUCCAAUUCCUUCCACGACAACAACCUCAACCACAACACCUUCAACUACUACAGAAACAACAACUACUACAGAAACAACCACUGCCACUACAACUCCAAUUCCUUCCACAACAACAACCUCAACCACAACACCUUCAACUACUACAGAAACAACAACUACUACAGAAACAACCACUGCCACCACAACUCCAAUUCCUUCCACGACAACAACCUCAACCACAACACCUUCAACUACUACAGAAACAACAACUACUACAGAAACAACCACUGCCACCACAACUCCAAUUCCUUCCACGACAACAACCUCAACCACAACACCUUCAACUACUACAGAAACAACAACUACUACAGAAACAACCACUGCCACUACAACUCCAAUUCCUUCCACAACAACAACCUCAACCACAACACCUUCAACUACUACAGAAACAACAACUACUACAGAAACAACCACUGCCACCACAACUCCAAUUCCUUCCACGACAACAACCUCAACCACAACACCUUCAACUACUACAGAAACAACAACUACUACAGAAACAACCACUGCCACUACAACUCCAAUUCCUUCCACAACAACAACCUCAACCACAACACCUUCAACUACUACAGAAACAACAACUACUACAGAAACAACCACUGCCACCACAACUCCAAUUCCUUCCACGACAACAACCUCAACCACAACACCUUCAACUACUACAGAAACAACAACUACUACAGAAACAACCACUGCCACUACAACUCCAAUUCCUUUAACAACAACAACCUCAACUACAACAGCUUCAACUACGCCAGAAACAACAACUACUACAGAAACAACCACUGCCACCACGACUCCAAUUCCUUCAACAACAACCUCAACCACAACAGCUUCAACUACACCAGAAACAACUACUACAGAAACAACCACUGCCACCACAACUCCAAUUCCUCCCACAACAACAACUUCAACCACAACACCUACUACAGAAAUAACUACCAUAAUAGAGACAACAACGGAUAUGACAACUCCACCUCUUACCACAACACCUACUCCUACCUCGACUAUUUCAGAAAUAAGUUCCACUACACCUCCAACUACUACAGAAACAAGUCCCACUACAGCUCCACCUACCACAGAAACAACAACUAUUACAGAAACAACAAGAAGUACCACAACAGAAACUACAACAAGUUCACAGACCACCACAACUGAACCAGUAUUAACUAAAAAAUAUACAACAACAACACCUCAUGCAACAGGCCAGGAGCUUCAAACUACUACACCUCUGCCCUCCACAGCAACACAAACCGAAUGUCAGCCACAAUGCAAGUGGACUACAUGGAUUGAUGUGAAUUCACCAACUACAGGAACAAAUGGGGGAGACAUUGAAAGCUUCCAGAACAUUCUUUCUAAAGGAAAACAUAUUUGCAAGAACCCUCAAAAUAUUGAAUGCAGGGCUGAAGAUUUCCCUGGUAUCAGUAUUGAUAAUGUUGGACAGAUUGUUAAAUGUGAUGUCACUGUCGGCUUAGUCUGCAACAAUAAAGACCAGACUGGGAAAGUAAAACAAUGCUUAAAUUAUCAAAUCAAAGUUUUGUGCUGUGAUGACUACAGUCAUUGCAGUACUACACCUCCACUUACAACCACAUCAAAACCUACUCCUACGGAAACUUCUACUACAACUCUAGUAUCUACAACCACAACAUUCUUAACCACAACACCUACAACAACUACAGAAAAAACCACAACUAUUACAGAAACAACCAUACCUACCACUACUCCAAUACUUACCACAACACCAAUCCCAACCACAACAACUUCAACUACCACAGAAACAACUACCGCUACGGAAACAACCACUGCUACCACAACUCCAGUUCCUUCUACUACAACAAUUUCAACCACUACUUCUAGGUCUACCGAAACUCCAACAACAACCGAAUGUCAGCCACAAUGCAAGUGGACUACAUGGAUUGAUGUGGAUUCACCAACUAUAGGAACAAAUGGGGGAGACAUUGAAAGCUACCAAAACAUUCUUUCUAAAGGGAAACAUAUUUGCAAGAACCCUCAAAAUAUCGAGUGCAGGGCUGAAGAUUUCCCUGGUAUCAGUAUUGAUAAUGUUGGACAGAUUGUUAAAUGUGAUGUCACUGUCGGCUUAGUCUGCAAAAAUAAAGACCAGACUGGGAAAGUAAAACAAUGCUUAAAUUAUCAAAUCAAAGUUUUGUGCUGUGAUGACUACAGUCAUUGCAGUACUACACCUCCACUUACAACCACAACAAAACCUACUUCUACGGAAACUUCUCCUACAACUCCAGUAUCUACAACCACAACAUUCUCAACCACACCACCUACAACAACUACAGAAGAAACCACAACUAUUACAGAAACAACCAUACCUACCACUACUCCAAUACUUACCACAACACCAAUCCCAACCACAACAACUUCAACUACCACAGAAACAACUACCACUACGGAAACAUCCACUGCUACCACAACUCCAGUUCCUUCUACUACAACAAUUUCAACCACUACUUCCAGGUCUACCGAAACUCCAACAACAACCGUAUGUCAGCCACAAUGCAAGUGGACUACAUGGAUUGAUGUGAAUUCACCAACUACAGGAACAAAUGGGGGAGACAUUGAAAGCUACCAGAACAUUCUUUCUAAAGGAAAACAUAUUUGCAAGAACCCUCAAAAUAUUGAAUGCAGGGCUGAAGAUUUCCCUGGUAUCAGUAUUGAUAAUGUUGGACAGAUUGUUAAAUGUGAUGUCACUGUCGGCUUAGUCUGCAACAAUAAAGACCAGACUGGGAAAGUAAAACAAUGCUUAAAUUAUCAAAUCAAAGUUUUGUGCUGUGAUGACUACAGUCAUUGCAGUACUACACCUCCACUUACAACCACAUCAAUACCUACUCCUACGGAAACUUCUACUACAACUCCAGUAUCUACAACCACAACAUUCUUAACCACAACACCUACAACAACUACAGAAAAAACAACUACUAUUACAGAAACAACCAUACCUACCACUACUCCAAUACUUACCACAACACCAAUCCCAACCACAACAACUUCAACUACCACAGAAACAACUACCACUACGGAAACAACCACUGCUACCACAACUCCAGUUCCUUCUACUACAACAAUUUCAACCACUACUUCCAGGUCUACCGAAACUCCAACAACAACCGUAUGUCAGCCACAAUGCAAGUGGACUACAUGGAUUGAUGUGAAUUCACCAACUACAGGAAUAAAUGGGGGAGACAUUGAAAGCUACCAGAACAUUCUUUCUAAAGGAAAACAUAUUUGCAAGAACCCUCAAAAUAUUGAAUGCAGGGCUGAAGAUUUCCCUGGUAUCAGUAUUGAUAAUGUUGGACAGAUUGUUAAAUGUGAUGUCACUGUCGGCUUAGUCUGCAACAAUAAAGACCAGACUGGGAAAGUAAAACAAUGCUUAAAUUAUCAAAUCAAAGUUUUGUGCUGUGAUGACUACAGUCAUUGCAGUACUACACCUCCACUUACAACCACAACAAAACCUACUUCUACGGAAACUUCUCCUACAACUCCAGUAUCUACAACCACAACAUUCUCAACCACACCACCUACAACAACUACAGAAGAAACCACAACUAUUACAGAAACAACCAUACCUACCACUACUCCAAUACUUACCACAACACCAAUCCCAACCACAACAACUUCAACUACCACAGAAACAACUACCACUACGGAAACAACCACUGCUACCACAACUCCAGUUCCUUCUACUACAACAAUUUCAACCACUACUUCUAGGUCUACCGAAACUCCAACAACAACUGAAUGUCAGCCACAGUGCAAGUGGACUACAUGGAUUGAUGUGGAUUCACCAACUACAGGAACAAAUGGGGGAGACAUUGAAAGCUACCAGAACAUUCUUUCUAAAGGGAAACAUAUUUGCAAGAACCCUCAAAAUAUUGAAUGCAGGGCUGAAGAUUUCCCUGGUAUCAGUAUUGAUAAUGUUGGACAGAUUGUUAAAUGUGAUGUCACUGUCGGCUUAGUCUGCAAAAAUAAAGACCAGACUGGGAAAGUAAAACAAUGCUUAAAUUAUCAAAUCAAAGUUUUGUGCUGUGAUGACUACAGUCAUUGUAGUACUACAUCUCAACCUUCAACCACUACCACAAGUACAACUAUCUCAACUACUACAAUUCCAACAACCACAUCACCAACUACUACAGAAACAUCAACUACAACAUCAAAACCAACAACUACUACAGAAACAACAACUAAACAUAUAAUAACUUCAACGCCUGAAACCACAACUGAAUCUACCACCAAGGAGCAGUUAACAACUACAACACAUCCAACUACACUAGAAACUACUAAAUUGACUACUACCAUUGCAGAAACAACUUCCUUAUCAGUUGAUACAACAGCAUGCCAGCCAAAAUGCAGAUGGUCAGCAUGGUAUGAUGUUGAUCACCCAUCCUCUGGAAUUAAGGGAGGCGAUAGUGAGACUUAUGAGAACAUAAUCUCAGAUGGAAAACCAAUGUGCAAGAAACCAUCUCAAAUUCAGUGUAGAGCUGUGAACUUUCCAGAUAUAAAUAUUGAAAAAAUUGGACAAAAUGUCCAGUGUGAUGUGAACUUUGGUUUAAUAUGCAAAAAUGAAGAGCAAGAUGGAGAAUUUAAAAUGUGCUAUAAUUAUGAGAUCAGAGUCCUCUGCUGUGAUGAUUACAGUCACUGUGAAACUUCCUCUCCGACCACCAUUCCAACUACAACAUCACCAACCACCACUGUAAAAGAAACUACAACAACAGUUGGGACAACAUCUCCUACAACCUCAGAAACAACAACACCAUAUAGUUCAACUACUUUACAUUGCUACUGCCACGUUGAUGACUCGUUCUUCUUACCAGGGGAAGUUAUAUACAAUAAGACCGAUGAAGCUGGAUGCCAUUUCUAUGCCAUCUGCAAUGAAGAAUGUAAACCUGAUAGGUUCCAGGGACCAUGUCCAACGACAACUCUUUCACCUCCCACUUUCACCACUCCAGUGUCAACAACAUCCACAACUACUACUAAGUCUACAACACCAAAGACACUGCCAACAACCACACAUCAGACAUCAACUACCGUCAAGACUACAACCCCAGUUGAAGGUUGUCCGCCCAGACAUACAAAUGAAACCUGGUUGAUAAACAACUGCACAGUUGCCACAUGCCAAGGGAACAAUGUUGUCACAAUUGAGCCAGUUUCAUGUCCACCAGUAGAAACAUUGACCUGUACAAAUGGCUUCCCACCUGUCAAGGUGUUCAGUUCUGAUGGAUGUUGUUACCAUUAUGAAUGCCAAUGUGUCUGCAGUGGUUGGGGAGAUCCUCAUUACAUCACAUUUGAUGGAACCUACUACACUUUCCUAGACAACUGCACUUAUGUUCUUGUACAACAGAUUACCCCCAAAUUUGACAACUUCCGUGUUCUUGUGGAUAAUUACUUCUGUGAUGCUGAGGAUGGUUUGUCUUGCCCUCAGUCUAUUCUUGUUUACUACAAUUCCAAUGAAGUAAUUCUAACUCGUACUCUAUACAAUGGAAGGAUGACCAACAGAAUUAGAUUCAAUGAAAAUUGGGUAACCCCUGGAUUCACCAAGAAUGGUAUUUCUGUCACCAGCGCUGGUAUCAACAUGAUUGUUGAGAUUCCAGCAAUCAGAGCCUACAUCUCAUUUAGUGGAUUGAUCUUUGCAAUCAAACUACCAUUCAGUUUAUUUGGUUACAACACAGAAGGGCAGUGUGGCACAUGCUCCAACAAUGUCACUGAAGAUUGCAGACUGCCUAAUGGUAGAAUUAUCUCUGAUUGUUCUCAAAUGGCUAACCACUGGAAGGUUAAUGUGACUGAUAAACCAUAUUGCAAUGUACAACCUCCAAAGCCCACUCCACUGCCUGGCACAACAACAACACCACCACCAGUGUGUAAACCUUCCAGUCUAUGUGAUGUGAUCUUAAGCGAUGUCUUUGCUGAAUGCCACAAGAUAAUACCACCAAAGCCUUAUCAUGAAGGAUGUGUCUUUGACGCCUGUCGUAUUACCAAUGAUUCAGUGGCAUGCUCUAGUUUAGAGAUCUAUGCCUCCUUGUGCACUGCUAAUGGAGUUUGUGUGGACUGGAGACCGAAGACAGCAGGCCAUUGCCCAUUCAAUUGUCCAUCUGGAAAGAUAUACAAUGCCUGUGGACCAAUAUAUGCCCCUACUUGUGAAAACAGGGAGGUACCAAAUGACAGCAAUGGGCUCACAGAAGGUUGCUACUGUCCAUCUGGGACUAAGUUGUUCAACUCUUACACUGAUGUCUGUGUUGCAAGUUGCUCUUGUGUUGGACCUGAUGGAAUGCCCAAGAAGCCUGCAGAAACAUGGACAAGCAACUGCCAACAAUGUGUCUGUGAGGCCACCUCACUCACUGUACAGUGCAAACCAGUGCAAUGUGCUGAACCUGCAACCAUCACCUGUGAUAAAGAAGGGUACAUUGUGGUACAGCUACCAGACCCAAAUCAGCCAUGCUGUAUGAUAAAUGAAUGCCGCUGCAAUAGCACGUAUUGCUUGAAUGAGGUGAAAAACUGUCCUCUUGGAUUUGAAGCCGUUCCAAUUCUUUUGGAGGGAGAUUGCUGUCCAAUAUAUGACUGCAAACCUAUGGAAGUCUGUGUAUUUCAUGAAGCCAUAUACCAGCCUGGGAAACCAAUUCCACAAGACAAAGAAUCUUGUGAAGAAUGUAUUUGUACAGAGGAAAAAGAUGCUAAAACCAUGCUAAAUAUGAUCGCAUGUAACACAGUCACCUGCAAUAAAGAGUGCGAUCCGGGUUACUUGUACAAGGAUAUCGAAGGCCAGUGUUGCGGAGGAUGUCCACAGGUGGCAUGUAUCAUGAAGGUGGAUGUGGAUAACACUGUUGUUAUUAAGCCUGGUGAUAUCUGGUACUCUCCGCUCAACAACUGCACUUAUUAUGAAUGCAACAAAACAAAUGAGCACUUUGUCACCAUGAGCAUAACUAAGGAAUGUUCAGUAAUCAGUGAGGAUGACUGCACACUGGGACAAGAGUAUAAAAAAGCUGAUAAUCAAUGCUGUGGCACAUGUGAGCAGGUGGCUUGUGUAGUGAAACUGAGUGAUGACUCCACGAAACUAGUGAAGCCUGAAGAAACAUGGACCCCACCCAAUGAGGUCUGCAUCUCUUACGAGUGCAACAUAAUUGAUGGCCAGUUUGUUCCUGUGACAGUGAAGAGAACUUGUCCGAUUGUCGAUUGUGAUGCUGGUUUUGAAUACAAAAUUAAAUCUGGAGAAUGUUGUGGAGAAUGUGUCAAGGUGGCCUGCUCAGUAAAGAUGGAUGACAAUUCAACUAUAACUUUACAGCCUGGCCAGAGUUAUACUCCACAAGAUGAUAAAUGUACUACCUACAAAUGCUCUGAUACAUACACUGUGGAAACAGUGAAAGAAAAAUGCCCAGACUUUGACCCAACACAGUGUUUGGAGGGUACCAUUAAAAUGUCAGAAAAUGGCUGCUGCAAGACCUGUGAAACUAAAGGAUGCCAGGUCCGUAAGCAAUCCACGCGCAUCAAAACCAAGUCCUGUGUAUCAAACCAGACUGUGGAACUUACCUACUGUGAGGGAAGAUGCAUGACUUCAUCAAUUUACUCAGCUGAUGCAAAUGCCAUGCAGCAUGCAUGUAGUUGUUGCCAGGAGAAGAAGACCAGCAAACGACAAAUAAACCUGACAUGCUCUGAUGGAACCAGCUCCCUUUACUCGUAUAUCUACGUCGAACAGUGUGGCUGCACCACUACUGAAUGUGAAAAGUAUACUCAGACUUCAACUGCAGGACAACAACAACAAAAAGUUGAAACUCUAAUUUCAACUGAUCAACAGCAACAACAACAACAGCAACAACAAGUUGAACCCCUAAUUUCAACUGAUCAACAGCAACAACAGCAACAACAACAGCAACAACAAGUUGAAACCCUAAUUUCAACUGAUCAACAGCAACAACAGCAACAACAGCAACAACAGCAACAAGAAAUAGUUGAAGAGGUUGUUAGUUUUACUGAGCAGACCCAGUUACUGAAAUAGAGUAGCUAACCGGGGCUACCAAAACAUGAACUGAUCAGAAACAUAAGCAACCCACAAAGAGAACUUCAGAAAUAAAAUUUAUUUUUCAAAAAAUUUUAGCAUCCUAUUUCUCUGGUUAACACACCCUACUAGCGAUGACAUGACUUUUUGCUUUCUUUUUGAUUGAACUCCUCUGUGAUCCUUCCAAUUGCCAUCCAGACUGCUACAUAUCAUGGAACUCUUUAUAAACUUAUAAAAAUGAUUGUUUUCAUCAGAUAUUUCCAGAAGAGGUUUUAUGGAUAAUCAAAAAAGCAGUGCUCAUUUUUACUUUUGCAUGCCUCCUAUAGAAGACCAUAACUUUAUUCACUCUCUUUUCCUUGGGUCAUACAUAUAGAGUUUCAAGAUGCAGUCCUUGAUAUGUAAAUAUUUGUAAUGAGCAAUGUUUUUCUUUUUCUUGUCUCUACUUAGAUAAGUAAUAUAAAUGUACCUGUCAAAUGAUUGUUGGCUAUUCCAAUUGUGCAUUAAUUCCUACUUUAGUCCAACAACAACAAUUGUACAGUGAGAACAUUCUGUACCAUCUGACCGAUGGUCCAGUCAAUGAACAUUUAACUCUAUAAAUUUAGGUCUUUUUAGAACUCCUUCAAAAGACUGGUGUGGAGGUCAGAGUUUAAAUAAAUAUUUCAAAAAUACUAUAUACAAAAAAGUAUAUAAAAUAGGAACGUCCAUCCCUCACACUGCCAUUAUUUUUAUGUAACAAAAUGAUUUUCCUCAUUAUGAUGCUGCUGCUUUCUUUACUUCUCGUUACAAAUCUUAGAUUGAACAUGGAUGUUUGUUACUUUAUUAUGCUUUCCGAUCCCCCUUUGUUAUUCUCAAAUUCUUUAGUAUGCUGUACUAUACCAUAUCUCUUUAGCAGAUUCUGUUUGUUAUAGUGCUUGCAGAUUAAACAUAAUAAUUGUAAUCCUUACCUAUAGUUCACCUAAGCAUAUUUAGGUAUAGUUGUCACUAAGUGGUUCUGUUUACAUAGAUUUAUUCAACCCCUGGUUGUUGAUCAACCAUUUUUGUAUGUAAUGGGUGAUCAUGAAGGAGCAUUUGCUAUUUUUUAAAUCUAUAUUUAAAGCAUAUUUCUAAAAAAAAUAUAUACAUAUUGAAAUUAAUAUUUUUCUACAAGAAGGCUAUAUUUUAGCUAUUUAUUUGUCCUUAGAAGUUCUGAUUUGUUUCUUAGAUAUUUACAAGGUGCCAUAAAGUCUAGAGGGUAAUGUGUUCUUAUCUCCAGAGCAUAGAAUGUGAUUUUAAAUAAAAAAAUCUUUAAGCAUUUAAAA
This is a messenger RNA of Pelobates fuscus (common spadefoot toad), 15306 nucleotides long. It is a transcript of the gene MUC5AC, whose product is annotated as mucin 5AC, oligomeric mucus/gel-forming. Bases 50 to 14008 code for a protein of 4652 amino acids. The transcript has 53 exons. Gene Ontology annotation, cellular component: extracellular matrix. NCBI's taxonomy places the organism in Eukaryota, Metazoa, Chordata, Amphibia, Anura, Pelobatidae. The record is from RefSeq and is a predicted model, not a curated record. Gene Ontology annotation, molecular function: protein binding.